Molecule: messenger RNA, 2863 nt
Organism: Mobula hypostoma (lesser devil ray)
Lineage: Eukaryota; Metazoa; Chordata; Chondrichthyes; Myliobatiformes; Myliobatidae
Product: junction plakoglobin-like
Exons: 15
Coding region: 145-2286 (713 amino acids)
Biological process (GO): cell-cell adhesion; canonical Wnt signaling pathway; positive regulation of transcription by RNA polymerase II
Cellular component (GO): adherens junction; catenin complex; nucleus
Molecular function (GO): transcription coactivator activity; alpha-catenin binding; protein phosphatase binding
Source: RefSeq, a predicted model, not a curated record
GGGCGCGGCCCGAGGGUGGGCGCGCCGCCAGUUUCGGUGGCAGCCGCUCUUUUGUUCUUGGGGGGACGAGUGUGAAGCGGGUGGCGGCGGCAGCGGGACGCUUGGACAGUGCGGGCUGGAAAGGCACCGGGGCAGGGUAGACCGAUGGAGCACUACGACUCAGAGUCGGCCAGCAAGGUCACCCACUGGCAGCAGACCUACGUGGACUCGGGCAUCCAGUCGGGCAUCAACACCAACGUCCCCUCGCUGAGCGGCAAGGGCAGCCUAGAGGAGGACGACAUCUGGAAGCACGGGCACUACACGGUCACCACCACCAGCACUACCUGCAGAGCGGUACAGCUGCCAGAGAUGGAGGAGCAGCUGGCCUCCACGCGGGGGCAGCGGGUCCGAGCCGCCAUGUUCCCGGAGACCCUGGAGAGCGGCGCCCGCAUCGUGCACACUCAGAUCGACCCCGGCCAGGAGACCAACGUCCAGAAGCUGUCGGAGUCUUCGCAGAUGCUGAAGGCAGCCAUCGUGCAGCUGAUCAAUUACCAGGACGACGCGGAGCUCGCCACGCGCGCCAUCCCUGAGCUCACCAAGCUGCUCAACGACGAGGACCAGGUUAUCGUCAGCAAGGCGACCAUGAUCGUCAACCAGCUGGUGAAGAAAGACGCCUCGUGCCGCGCCCUGGAGCAGUCCCCGCAGAUGGUGGCGGCCGUGGUCCGGACCAUGCAGAACACCAGCGACAUGGAGACGGCCCGGCACGCGGCCGGCAUCCUUCACAACUUCUCGCACCACCGCGAUGGCAUGCUCGCCAUCUUCAAGUCCGGCGGGAUCCCAGCCCUGGUCAGGAUGCUGAGCUCCCCCGUCGAGUCCAUCUUGUUUUACGCCAUCACGACCCUUCACAAUCUGCUCCUGCACCAGGAGGGAGCGAAGAUGGCCGUGCGGCUGGCUGACGGUCUCCAGAAGAUGGUUCCUCUGCUGAAGAAGAGCAACGUCAAGUUCCUCGCCAUCACCACGGACUGCCUGCAGCUGCUGGCCUACGGCAACCAGGAGAGCAAGCUGAUCAUCCUCGCGAACGGAGGCCCGGCGGCUCUCGUCCACAUCAUGAGGACCUAUAGCUACGAGAAGCUGCUUUGGACCACCAGCCGCGUCCUCAAGGUCCUCUCCGUCUGCCCCAGCAACAAGCCCGCCAUCGUGGAAGCAGGUGGCAUGCAGGCCCUGGGUUUCCACCUGACCAACUCGAGCCCCAGGCUGGUGCAGAACUGUCUGUGGACGCUGAGGAACCUCUCUGAUGCAGGUACAAAGCAGGAAGGGCUGGACCCCCUCCUCACCAGCAUGGUCCAGCUGCUGGCCUCCGACGACAUCAACGUGCUGACCUGCGCCACGGGCACCCUCUCCAACCUGACCUGCAACAACUCGCGCAACAAGAUGGUGGUGUGCCAGGCCCGGGGCAUCGUGGCCCUGGUCCACACCAUGCUGCGGGCGGGCGAGAAGGAGGACAUCAUGGAGCCCACCGUCUGCGCCCUCCGUCACCUCACCAGCCGGCAUCCGGAGGCGGAGGUGGCGCAGAACGACGUGCGCAUCAACUACGGCAUCCCCACCGUGGUGGGGCUGCUGAACCAGCCCUUCCACUGGCCGCUGAUCAAGGCUACAGUGGGACUUGUGCGCAACUUGGCACUGUGCCCAGGUAAUCACAGCGCCCUCCGGGAGAGUAACGUCGUCUCUCGUCUGGUCCAGCUGCUGGUCAAAGCUCACCAGGACAGCCAGCGGCAGGCCCCCGGCGGGGGGCAACAGUACAUGGACGGAGUGCGGAUGGACGAGAUCGUGGAGGGCUGCACCGGGGCCUUGCAUAUUCUGGCCCGCGAUCAGGCCAACCGGGUGGUCAUCACUGAGCUAAACACCAUCCCUCUCUUCGUCCAGCUCCUGUACUCCCCAGUGGAGAACAUCCAGCGCGUGGCGGCCGGCGUCCUGUGCGAGCUGGCCCAGGAUCGGGUGGCGGCGGAGGAGAUGGACCAGGAGCAGGCCACGGUGCCCCUGACCGACAUGCUACACUCGUCCAAUGAGGGCAUUGCUACCUACGCGGCUGCGGUGUUAUUCCGGAUAUCCGAAGACAAGUCCCAGGAUUACCGCAAGCGGCUGUCCGUCGAGCUGACCAGCACCCUGUUCAGGAAUGACCCGGAGGCUUGGGAUGCGGUUGACCGAUUGAUGGCUGCUGACGCUUACCAGACAGAGACCAGCAUCCCGUACAACUCCUUCGCGAAUCCCGAGUGUGACCUGGCCACUGACUACAACACAAUGGCGUAGGUGGAAGGCAGCAAAUCAUUAACAGGCCCGGUGCUGAACGAGGGAGGUGUGCGAGGCUGCUCUUUGACAGAACGUGGCAGAGUUUCGGAGGGGGCAAGUGCCUGACGUGACACGGAGCGUCUCUGGUGGGGGGGGGGGGCUUUAUCCGAAAUCUCUCAGCGAGGAAUUAAUUGAGGGAACUUUUCGAACGUCUUGAUUCAACAAAACUCCAGUCCGGCUGAAGGUUUGACUUCUGUCUAACCUGUCUCUUAACACAAUUUCACACCUUAAUCUACCCCCCCCCCCCAAAAAAAAAGCUUUGAACGUUUGGAAUCGCAGUUUUUUUUUUACCAAAGGUUGACAGUCCUUUUUUUUUAAGCCUGUUUCUAGCUUUAGAUUAUAUAGGGAUACGAUUGCUUGUCUUUGCACUCGGUGUUUGGAAAGCCGCUUUAACGGAGAAGGGUGCUGGUGGGGGCGGAACGAGGCUUAAUCUCUCCCGGGGAUCUCCCUCUCUCGUCCCUCUGGCCCGCAGCCGCCUCUCCGGUUGAACCUGGGGAUUUGUGACCCCCUCCCCACCCCCACCCCCCCCCGUGUGGGA